Molecule: messenger RNA, 1461 nt
Organism: Dicrocoelium dendriticum
Lineage: Eukaryota; Metazoa; Platyhelminthes; Trematoda; Plagiorchiida; Dicrocoeliidae
Source: the annotation of a GenBank genome assembly
AUGUUUAACGAUCAAGAGCUUUUGCCAAGAAAAGCAGUGUCGAACGAUGUCAAGUAUGCUACGACUCGGAGAGAAGAAGAAGACAUAGGCUCUUCGUUGAAAUCAACUGGAGCGAAACCGGUAAAGUCCAACACAAAGAAGAAUAUUCUGGAUAUGCUGAUGGAGCCAUUUGACGUUACGGAAAAAGCAGGUGUGGGGUUUAAUGAAGAUAAGCGAACUACAGAUCCCCUGAUUGUCUCAGUAGAAGACCCCAGCAAGACCACUUCUACAAAUAGCAGGCGUAGUGUGCGAUUCUCCGAUGAACUUCAGGCUGAACAACGUAGAGGUGGCGAUGCAGAUUUAUCCAGUUGGUUCAAGUCGGAUCAUUCUGAGGCAAAGGAACUAGACUCAUCGGCCAGUCAAAAGAGUGGGCGGUUGAAACAGCGCCCGCACACAGCACCUGGCAUGGACAGAGUGGAGGACCAUCAAAGCAGCAAGGUCGCAACCAAUGAUCCGUUUUCGGAGUUUUCCCGUUCCGUGAACAAUAUUGAGGAUGCAGAAUUGUUUACCCCGGCAUUUGGUACGAAAAUUCGAAGACCGCUAUCGUUGGACUCAUUUGAGAACGGAAGCGGUAUGUUAAACACGGGCCAUUUUCGUGAUCCAGAUUACUCCUUCCGCGACAGGUCAUUGGCGCAGUCAUUGCGGAUGAGUUUCUUAGAUAAUAAUCCAACGGCAAAGACUGGGGAGCUGGAAGCCAAGAUCAAACGGUUGGAUCUUGAGAGGGGAAAUGCGAAAGCAAUGCUUGAUCUGUUGAAGAAACAACAUCAGGAGGAAAUACUCGUGAUUGAGAAGGCUGCAGGUUCAAAGCUACAAAUGAUGGAAGAAAGUUACAAACGUCGGGAAAACCGAUUAAAAGAGGAGCUCCAAUACUUGGAGGAGCAGAACCGAGAACGUUUGGCCACGUUGGAACAACAGAGAGAUCAACUAGUUUCGGAACUCACUGCAAAAUUGAACGAAGUUCGCAAACAAAGUGCACAAGAGCUGCUACGCAUAGGUGAAGUGCAUGACCAAGAGAUCACCACAUUGAAGGCGGCACACGAGAGGGCUGUCGCACAAAUUCGAACUGCAUGUCAACGGGAGUCACAAGUAUUGGAGGAGCUACAACCGAACACGGAAAGUCUAAAGCGGCUGCUGGAACAAUUGUCCACAUCAGCGACCGAGCUGGGUCGUGCAGAACAAGACCGCCUCCGAGAACUCUCACUGCGCCAAGAAUAUUUGGCAAGGCGAGAAGAAUCUAUUCGAUCCAUGGAGGAGCGUCUAGCGCAACGAGAAGAGCACUUGGACCGAGAACAAAGGCAAAUCACAGAUACCCUAGUGAAGCUGGAAUUUCAGAUGAAAGAAAAUGCAAAAAUGCUGUCUGAGCAUAGCUCAUUGUUGUGGCAGAAAAAAGCGGACGUAACCGACAUUUACAAUAUGAAGUAA